ACCAGUUAUCCUGCUCAAGGAGGGCACGGACACCUCGCAGGGCAUUCCCCAGCUCGUGAGCAACAUCAACGCGUGCCAGGUGAUCGCCGAGGCCGUGCGCACCACGCUGGGGCCCCGCGGCAUGGACAAGCUCAUCGUGGACGACAGAGGCAAAGCCACUAUAUCUAAUGAUGGUGCCACUAUCCUGAAGCUCCUCGACGUUGUCCAUCCGGCUGCCAAGACGCUAGUGGACAUUGCCAAGUCUCAAGAUGCAGAGGUUGGUGACGGCACCACGUCCGUGACGCUGCUCGCCGCCGAGUUCCUGAAGCAGGUGAAGCCCUACGUGGAGGAAGGCCUUCACCCCCAGAUCAUCAUCCGUGCCUUCCGCACGGCCACGCAGCUGGCUGUGAACAAGAUCAAAGACAUCGCCGUUACAGUGAAGAAGGAAGAUAAAGAUGAGCAGAGGAGCCUGCUGGAGAAGUGUGCAGCCACGGCCCUGAGCUCCAAGCUGAUAUCCCAGAGCAAGGAGUUUUUUUCCAAGAUGGUUGUAGAUGCUGUUAUGAUGUUAGAUGACUUGUUACAACUCAAAAUGAUUGGAAUAAAGAAGGUGCAAGGAGGCGCUCUGGAAGAUUCCCAACUGGUGGCCGGGGUGGCCUUCAAGAAGACGUUCUCUUACGCUGGCUUUGAAAUGCAGCCCAAGAAAUACCAGUGUCCCAAGAUCGCCCUGCUGAAUGUGGAGCUGGAGCUCAAAGCCGAGAAGGACAACGCUGAAGUCAGAGUGAACACAGUGGAGGAUUACCAGGCCAUCGUGGAUGCCGAGUGGAACAUCCUGUACGACAAACUGGACAAAAUCCACAAGUCGGGAGCCAAAGUUGUCCUGUCCAAGCUUCCGAUCGGGGAUGUGGCUACGCAGUACUUUGCAGAUAGAGACAUGUUUUGUGCUGGCCGUGUCCCCGAAGAAGAUCUCAAGAGAACUAUGAUGGCCUGUGGCGGCUCCAUCCAGACCAGUGUCAACGCGCUGUCGGACGACGUGCUGGGCCGAUGCGAAGUGUUCGAGGAGACCCAGAUUGGAGGAGACAGGUACAACUUCUUCACGGGCUGCCCCAAGGCCAAGACCUGCACAAUAAUCCUGCGAGGGGGCGCGGAGCAGUUCAUGGAGGAGACGGAGCGCUCCCUGCAUGAUGCCAUCAUGAUAGUCAGGAGAGCCAUCAAGAACGACUCAGUUGUGGCUGGUGGCGGUGCCAUAGAGAUGGAGCUUUCCAAGUACCUCCGGGACUAUUCCAGGACCAUUCCAGGCAAGCAGCAGCUGCUCAUCGGGGCCUACGCGAAAGCCCUGGAGAUCAUUCCCCGCCAGCUGUGUGACAACGCCGGCUUCGACGCCACCAACAUCCUCAACAAGCUGCGAGCAAAGCACGCGCAGAUUAGAUGCAGGGUUGGGUUUGGGGAUCCAGUGCAGGCGUCUAAAACGAGUGGCUUUGACUCAGCUGUUGGGUGA
Molecule: messenger RNA, 1474 nt
Organism: Tinamus guttatus (white-throated tinamou)
Lineage: Eukaryota; Metazoa; Chordata; Aves; Tinamiformes; Tinamidae
Source: RefSeq, a predicted model, not a curated record